ACGCCGGUUUCCAUAGCGGCCGCGCCGCCGGCCAUGGCGGCCGAGGAGGAGGACGACGUGGAGUGGGUGGUGGACACCAUCGCCGGCUUCCUGCGGGGACCCGCCUGGUCCAUCCCCAUCCUGGAGUUCAUGGAGCACAACUGCGAGGUUUUCGAUGAUGAAGAAGAAAGCAAGUUGUCUUACACAGAAAUUUAUCAGGAGUACCAAGCUCUGGUGGAGAGAUUACUAGAGGACUACCUUAAGGAAGUUGGAAUUAAUGAGGAGAAAUUUCAAGAGGCUUUUUCUUCUCCUCUUGCAAAGACCCACACCUCCCAGGCCAUUCUGCAAACAGUGUUGGCAGCAGAAGAUUUUAGACUAUUUAAAAAAAUGAUGGUACAGAAAAAUAUUGAAAUGCAACUGCAAGCAAUUCGAAUCAUCAAAGAAAGAAAUGGUGUAUUGCCUGAGUGUUUGACAGAGGGUUCUGAUGUAUUCAGUGAAAUUGAACAGGAAGAAAUGAAAAUACUCAGGGAGGUUCUAAGAAAAUCGAAGGAAGAGUAUGAACUAGAGCAAGAGAGAAAGAGGACUGAAGAAGCACGUGCUAAACUCAGAGCUCCAGACGUUACCCACAAUUUUCCAGGAGAUUCGAGAGAAGCUGUCAAAGUUAAGGAAUCCACCGAGGGAGCUGAGGAUUCUGAAGAAACCCCAAAAUUCCCACCAGAGGGAUCUCAUCAAUCUACAGAAGAAGACCCCAAACCAGUUUGCCCAGUACAAAAAGGAACUGAAAACUUACCCCAGCCCUCUUGUACCAAGGGGAAAGAAGACACUAAGAAAAGGUCUGCUGGGAAAGGUUCAGAGAACACAGUGCAAAAAGCUGGGGUGAAAGGACCUGAUUUAUCAGAAACUGAAAAGCAGCAGCUGAAGCAACGUGAGGAUUACCUAAAGAAAAAGCGAGACCUGCUGUUGGCUACAAAGAAAGAGUCAAAAAAUAAUGCACCACCACCAGCAGCAGCAAGCACUGACCAGAAAGAGGAGGAAUCCCCUCCCAAAGAGGGAAUGUCAGAAGAGAAGCAAAGGCUGCUCCAGAAGAGGAAGAUGCUUGCAGAAAAGCUAAAAGAAGAAGUAAUUAAUAAGCGGUAGUUUUAAGAGGCUCAUUGCUGACCCCAAGAACAGAAGGAUGUUUUAGAGUAUCAGUAAGUGAAGGGAUUUCCAAUCUUGCACUGGGAUUUAUAGAACUUGCAGACAAGCAGCUCAGUAGCUGGUAACUCCCUACUGCAAAGGCCACACCAUGAACACUCAUUUUCCAGAGUGCUGGAAACUCCCUGACUCUGCCCCGCAGCGAGGCCGUGCCAGCACUGCAGAGCACAGCCCUGCUCCAGCCCUGAGCCUGGAGAGCAGAGGCAGCGAUGGAGAGCUGGGAAAGGAAUUCCUGUGGCAACAGCUCCAAGCUCAACAUUUUAACUCUUCCAUUUCAACAGUGCAGAAGGUGGUUCCUUUCAUUAGCCUGUUAUAAACAAAUGGCUCUUUUCAGCUCUGCAGUGUAAUAAAGUCUGGUUUCACAAGGAA
Messenger RNA from Parus major (Great Tit), 1542 nucleotides. RefSeq names its product cilia and flagella associated protein 36 (gene CFAP36). The transcript has 10 exons. Gene Ontology annotation, cellular component: axoneme; ciliary base. NCBI's taxonomy places the organism in Eukaryota, Metazoa, Chordata, Aves, Passeriformes, Paridae. The record is from RefSeq and is a predicted model, not a curated record. The coding region runs from base 34 to 1116 and encodes 360 amino acids.